GCAACAGGUAGUGCAGCGGGACGACAGCAAAAAUCCGCGGCCGACCAACAUCUACGCGCGACUCUUUUACAAGAAGAAACGCAGCAUUCAGGAAAGGAGAAAACGCAAAGAACUGGAGCGCGAACUGAAACAAGAACGUAAAAAAUUAGAAACGCAAAGGAAGAGUCUAUUGGCACAGCAGGCAAGCCGUGAGGGUCGCGGUGGGCGACGUCCCUCAGACGACGCUCUAAAUGAAGAAAUAGCAAAACUAAACAUGAUGCUUGAAGGUACUUUUGCUCAACUUGAUCCAGAAGGAAUUAUUCAGCUCUCUACACUCUUUUCAUAAAGUGGCUUUGCUAGCUUCUGCUUGUUAGAUUCAUUUCUAUUUUUAUUUUCACGUUUUCUUGUAUAAUUUAGAUCUUGCGUUGUACUGGUUCUUUCGGGGUUAAUCCGCAGCUUGGCCAGUCGGUGUUAUUUUACGUAUACUUAAUUUCACCAGGGAAGGCGCAAGAGUAUUAUCCGAUCGAUGAGGACUCCGAUGCUAGCGAUGACGAUUUGCGGGCUAGUGGUCGAAGCCUGAGUGGACCACAAGUUCUGUACCCGAAAAAUUUCGCUCGCGCGGUGAUCAAAGUCGCUCGCCAGUUCUACGCUAGCCGUGCGGAGCUGCAGACUAUGUUUUUCGACUUCGAUGAGGAAGAAAAUAGCAGUGACGAGGAAAUGCGCGAGCAGCGUGGCAGCCAUGUUAGUGCAGGCGGGGCUAGCCAUCACAGUGGCGGUCCUCUAGGUGGCGGCCACAGCAGCCAUGGCAGCAGCUCCUACGCACGACUCGGCUCCAAAUCCUCGUUGCAAACUGUAGGAAGCGGCACGUCGCCCACACUUAAGGCUGUACUUAAUUCAUCUCUCACUGCAUCCUUGAAGCGUAUGGCAGAGUAUUCCAGCCCAGGACGAUCUCUGUCAUACUUUUCAAGGAUGCACUUGAAAGAUGAACAGUUACGGACAGUUCUAACACACGGCCUGCGACUGGAGCGUCAGCAACGUCAACGACCGCUGCGAUGUAUGAAAAGAAAAAGUCUACUCAUCCUCAAAAAACUACCUACAUUCUAAGUAGGGAAAUCAAAUGCCUCUUUUCUUGAGUAUGAGUGCGUUUUUUCCUUUCAUGCGAUGCUAUCAACGGGAAGUGGGCCAAGGCUGCUUGAUGUCGAAUGGAAGUUGCCUAGCAAUCCUCUGAUCACUAAGAUAUUCUUCCGAGAUGAGGUCACGACCGACGACUCGUUGCGGCAUCUACUUCAGGGAUCGCUCGACAUGACGUCCAGCACUAUAUUAUGGGAAGAAAACUCAGUUGAACUUUUUCAUAAGGUCUUUUUUCAUCACGACACCUAUGUAUAUUUUCUCACAGGAGUCAGGCACUGCAACCCUCCAGGAGAGCCACCGGUGACAACCAGAGUUGACUUGUGCUUUUCUGGUACUCACGACCUCGUCUUCCGUUUCUAAUUUCAAUGACCGCUGCUGCGUCUGUAGGAGGAACCACGACAACGACAUCGAGCGGGUUUGCGCGCGUUUCGCCAGGCAGGCAAGAUCACGAACAGCGGAUGCGUCUAGCCUUGGAGCAAAACCGCAAAAAUCUGUGGCGUAAUCGUCGUAUUCGCAACUGCUUCCUCGAGCCUGAAGUAGUGCAUUUGGUUUGCGCCUACCUCGAACUGUUCCAGAUUCUCUUUGAUGCAUACCGUUAAGGCCUAGUUAUCUGGGCUCCUAGAUGAACAUAGAUGCUCUAGAUUCUACUUUGAUGUGGUUCGACCUAAUUAUCACGAUUUGCGAUGCAGGGUGUGUGACCUACACCAGUCUAGUCCUUUCAUCAUUAUCACGAUGGUGAGUAUUUUUGCUGUGUCGUGGCCAAAUUGACAGCGCACCCUCUGUUUCUUUUGUUACUUUAUGAUCGAUUGCCGGAGCACCCACCUUCGCCGUCACACCAAUCAUCAUUGGUGAGGCUACUUCGACUACUCCACUAUCAAUCUGAGUACACUUUUAAUAUGUUGUAGUUCAAAGUAGACAUCUCUGGACUACUUUCCUCAUAUACAUGUAGUUCAACUCCUGCUGCUCUAAUACUUGGAGAAUGCAGACGACGGUAUUCCUCUUGACAAUUUUUUGCUGAUGUGCGAGGAUUUUGAGUUGGUGCCCAAUUUCGGUUCCUUGCAUGCUUUCACCUGCGCUUACAAGAAUUCGGAGUGUGCGGAAGAGCCGGAAAGCCCACGAAACGAGGUCACCAAGCAAUUAAAAGCUACACCACCCUUCGCGCCCGAGCAAAUACCAUGGAAACUGCAACCAUUUAUAGAGUGGUGCGGGGACCAGGUGGGUCUUCUCAAUAUUUUGUGCUCCAGCUGGAUUAUAAGAAGAUCUGUUACUGAGUACUUAAUUAAGACUGAGUUGCUGCCGCUAAAGUCUCGUUUUGACGUGGUCUCCUUUCUUCGUGUGCAUGACGGGUAGGUUCGAAAAGCGAACGUGUUUGUUGCGGAACUGCUAGCUUCGUCCAACAUAUCUUGUUAUCAUGUGUGUAAGUAGUCUUCAUUCUGCUCUACGUCUCUCUCGCUCUCAACAUCAGAAACUUCAAAAGCUGACGGGAGAGGCGUUUUGGCACUUUUUGUUCGGAAGCCGCGUGACACUAGUGGAUUUCACAAAGUUUGAAUCUUCUGUAACAAACCCCAGCAGUACGCAGGGAGAGUUGGGGAGUCGCAAGGUGCUUGCGUCUUGGAAAGCCUUGAUUUCCUACCGAGUGAACAAGGAGUUAGGGGCACCCGGCAGCGUGUACGAGCGUGGGAUGGUUCUGCCAUCGCGCGCAGCCGGACGUGGUCUUGCGCCCCUGGACCAAGACGGGCUAGACGGCGAUGGGGCCGCUACGACAGGAUCCUCUGUGGCAGCAACCAUGAGUGUGAAUGGC
Molecule: messenger RNA, 2911 nt
Organism: Amoebophrya sp. A25
Lineage: Eukaryota; Dinophyceae; Syndiniales; Amoebophryaceae
Source: the annotation of a GenBank genome assembly